Dermacentor silvarum is the source of this 2558-nucleotide messenger RNA. It is a transcript of the gene Nfs1, whose product is annotated as cysteine desulfurase, mitochondrial. The record is from RefSeq and is a predicted model, not a curated record. Gene Ontology annotation, biological process: [2Fe-2S] cluster assembly. NCBI's taxonomy places the organism in Eukaryota, Metazoa, Arthropoda, Arachnida, Ixodida, Ixodidae. The transcript has a single exon. Bases 104 to 1447 code for a protein of 447 amino acids. Gene Ontology annotation, molecular function: pyridoxal phosphate binding; cysteine desulfurase activity. Gene Ontology annotation, cellular component: mitochondrion; cytosol; nucleus.
UCAAAUACAGCCAAUGGCCGCCGUACUGUUUGUUGUGAUGCGUGUGACUCCUUGCAACAGCAACUAACCGCGCACGUGUAGCAGGAGUCAUCGAAACUUAACAAUGUCAGCGCUGUUAAGAAACUUGCGGCUUGUGUGGCGGCCGCCGGCGAGAAUGACUGCGCAGAGGACCCUCUGCUCCAUACCUUCGAAGCUCCUAGGCGAGUACGACAUGACCAUGACCGUUGAAGCGAAUGAUUUGAGAGCCCUGUACCUGGAUGCCCAGGCAACGACACCGCUCGACCCGCGCGUUCUGGACGCUAUGUUGCCGUACUUCAUCAAUAACUACGGCAACCCACACUCGCGAACACACGCGUACGGCUGGGAGAGUGAGGCGGCCGUCGAAAAGGCGAGGAGCCAAGUCGCCACUCUCAUUGGCGCGCAGCCCAAAGAGAUCAUAUUUACCAGCGGCGCCACUGAAUCCAAUAACAUCAGUAUAAAGGGCGUUAGUCGGUUCUACGCCGAGAAAAAAAAGCACAUCGUUACGACGCAGACGGAGCACAAGUGCGUCCUCGACUCGUGCCGCGCCAUGGAGGCCGAGGGCUUCGACGUCACCUACCUGCCGGUGAACCGCAACGGCCUCAUAGACGUGAAGCAGCUCGAAGACGCCAUCCGACCGGACACGGCACUCGUUUCGGUGAUGAUGGUGAACAAUGAGAUUGGUGUGACGCAGCCGAUCGCCGAGAUCGGCGCUGUCUGCCGCAAGCACAAGGUCUUCUUCCACACGGACGCCGCGCAGGCCGUGGGCAAGAUUCGCGUCGACGUGAACGACAUGAUGGUUGACCUCAUGUCCAUCAGCGGCCACAAGAUAUACGGCCCGAAAGGCGUCGGCGCCCUCUACCUCCGCCGCAGGCCUCGCGUGCGCGUAGAGGCACUGCAGAGCGGCGGCGGCCAGGAACGAGGCAUUCGCAGCGGCACUGUGCCGACGCCGCUUGCCGUCGGCCUGGGAGCCGCGUGCGAGGUCGCCUUCCGCGAGAUGGAGUACGACCACCGGCACGUGAGCCGGCUCUCCGACCUGCUGAUCGCGCUCGUCACGAGCGAACUGACGCACGUCGUGCGCAACGGCGACCCGCAGCGCUCGUACCCGGGCUGCGUUAACCUCUCGUUCGCCUGCGUCGAAGGCGAGAGCCUGCUCAUGGCCAUGAAGGACGUGGCGCUGUCGUCCGGCUCGGCCUGCACGUCGGCGUCGUUGGAACCGUCAUACGUGCUGCGAGCCAUCGGCGCGGACGAAGACCUGGCCCACUCGUCGAUCCGCUUCGGACUGGGCCGCUUCACGUCCGAGGAAGAGGUGGUCUACACGGCGCGCAAGUGCGUCCAGGAGGUCAAGAAGCUCCGCGAGAUGAGCCCGCUCUGGGAGAUGGUCCAGGAAGGCGUCGACCUCAAGUCGAUCCAAUGGACACAGCACUGAGGCUGCUAUGGUUGUUUAAAGCGAGGUGAAAGCUUUGGAAAGAGCGAAAUUCAGUGGACACGGUUGGAGGACGUAGAAAUGUGCUAUGAUUACACGUGACAUCACUGACUUAUUGCCUUAUGCCCUUAAAUUAGGCCUGUGUCAAUGGCAGUAUUCACGCACUUUACGAUGUGGUCCCGAACUUCAUUUUGCUGCACGUUCUACUUACUUAAGCAGCCAUGGUGACUUUGUUCGGGAUCUCUGUUAAGUAGUGUUUGCUGCCGUGUAGGUCUGUAAUGCUGCAUUGCAGUGUCAUGAAUUACAUGCGCACUGACCUGACUGCGAGAGAGUAGUACAUGCAGAGCAGGGAGUGUUGUAGGAACAGUGCGCUGCACUAGGGAAUAAAAUGUGUAAUGCUAUUCCCAUGUCAAAUGUUUUCUUAAAUCUGAGGGUGGGCAAAAACAAAACAUUGUUACACGCUUCGAAGCCACUCAUGUUGUCUACCUAAUUCCAGAGAACUACUUUGACCAUCACGUUGGGAAACACUGAAGUAGUCAAAGUAGCAGAAUAUCAUCCCAUACAUAUUUCAGCUAAAAAACUUCGUCUAAAAUCAUGUCUUUAUUUAAUACAUAGAAAGUGCACUUAGGUGAAUAAGAAUCUACGUAGAAAUGUAAACCUUUUGUCACCAGAACUAGAAGUGAUCUCUGCCCAUAAGUGCUGGUUUCAAACCACUUAACGUACUGAAAAGGAGAAUUUUGUAUGGUCUUUGAAUGUAGGCUGCAUCUUGUAGUGUACUUACAUAUUUCACAGUGCUGCCCGCAGCUUACCCGUGAUAUGUUGUGAUGCUAGUCUGUGUUGGCAUUUGAGUGUAUCUUGGCAGGAGAGAAAGAGCUAUGAGUGAAUUCACUUUUUUUUUAUGUGCAAAGGUAGCUGAAUGUUAAUUUCUCAUUAAGCAUAAAUUAUAUGUAAACCAAAUAAUUACACGGCGUGUAUAUGUUGGUAAUCGUAUGUGUUGAGUGCAGCAGUGUACACUGUAGUAGAAAGUAUGAAACAAGUUUGAGCUCUCCACACCUGCAAGUUGUAAUGCGAAUAAUAAACAGUCCAGGAUGCCUUCGGGUCUGAAAAUUAGAGU